Pocillopora meandrina is the source of this 1096-nucleotide messenger RNA. NCBI's taxonomy places the organism in Eukaryota, Metazoa, Cnidaria, Anthozoa, Scleractinia, Pocilloporidae. The record is from the annotation of a GenBank genome assembly.
GGUUUUUUCAACCCAGAUGACUUUAAUCUGGAAAACCAGCUCAAAGAAACGAAUGGCUCAGUGGAUUUUUUAAUUUCUCGAGCCAAGAAGGGCAAAGUAUCUUGCCAAAUUCACCUUGGUACCGCUUAUUCUAGCGGUAUCGAAGGGUUCGUUGAGAAGGACUCCGAGAAAGCUAUUGGGUGGCUAGACACAGCUGUCCAAAAUGGUUGUUUUAAUCCCUUGGUUUUUACAAAAACUUGGUCAGUUACUGGAUCCUACAGGAAAACCACACAAACAGAGAAAGGCGAACGAUUUGUUUCACAAGGCGGUCCGUCUGAGAAGAACAUCUGCACAGCUUACUUAGCUGAAAUGUAUCGAUGUGGAGUUGAAGGAGUGGUAGACGAAGAUAUCAAAGAAGCGUUUGAAUGGUACAAAAAGGCGUCAGGACUGCUGAAAAAUUAAGAGACACAGUACUGAAGGUUUUAAAGGAGUAUCUUUUAGAGGCCCCACAAUGCUGCAAGACAUACCCAAAUGCUUGCUACUACUUGGCCAAAAUUUAUUUGCCACAAGGAAACAUGGAUGAAUUCAGGAAGUAUUUUAAACUGGGGCAAGAUGCUGAAGAAAACAGACUUCCUUUCUUCGAAAAUGUUAACCUGCUAUUAAAGGAUAUUAUAGCACCUUUCUACCGACUUUUUGCUGAUGUGAAAAUAAAAGCAAUGUGUGGAAACAGGGCAUGCACCAAAAAAGUCAAAGAGGGUGACUUAAAAUCUUGUGGUCAAUGUGGUAUGCAGAAAUACUGCAGUAAGUAUGCACCUUUACUUAAAUUGUUCAUUCUUUUAUCUUCAGUUAGCUUUGUAUUUUAAUUUGCUAUUUUUAGGUCUUAGGUAUGAAGGCAGGUGUGAAAUUUUGUAAUUCUUAGGUAAAGAAUAUUAUCCUGUGUUCUGUACCAUAGAGCAACUUGAAGUAUGUUAAGAUCAUUUUCACAUUGUCACAGCAGCCAAUUAGUUUUUUGUUUUUGUUGUUUUUUAUUUAUCCAGGGGCAUCCAAUUUAGGAGAGCUAGUUUAAAUGGAGCCCUGAAAGAACACAAAACAAAGACAUUAAAACAUUAAAAACCAG